GACAGCAGUCGCAGGCCCAGCAAGAGAUGACGGCGCUGAUGAAAAAGGAGAUCUUGAAGUACGACGAGAAAAGCGGCAAGGUGAAAAUAUGCAUUGCAAAUGUGUCUGAGUCUGGAAGAGUGUGACUUGUCAUGCUAGGUAUGCAGCAUUCUGCAAAAAUCUGUGUUGCAUGAUUACCAAAAAAUGCUGUCGACUUCUGACCAAAUUGUAAUUGAGAGGGAGUUUCUCAUGUAGGACAGGCAAGAUAGAGAUCUCACAGACUUUGUCAUGCUAGUUCCUGCGUUCCAGACGUCAUCAUGGCUCAUGGCAAAUCUGCAUCACAAAGGCAUCCUUCCAGAUGACCCAGACAUAUUUGCAUUUGAUAGAAAAUCAACAUUAACAAAAUUUUGUCGGGGAAAAGCACGAAUGGGCGGACGCCUUGUGGAAACAAGUACAACAAGGGAAAAGGUGUUAAACAAGCACACGAAACGAAGAACGACGAUGCUGACAAGCAUGACAAACAGCGGCAGCUUGAUACUAUCCCUGACUUCACCGAAGAACUCCAGAAGCAACAAGAAGAGGAAGAGCAGAAGGAGCUGAUUCAGCAGGCUCUGGAGCAAUUGAACAGAAAAACAGAGAUGGAACUGACGUACGCGACGACUGGAG
This is a messenger RNA of Amoebophrya sp. A120, 645 nucleotides long. The record is from the annotation of a GenBank genome assembly. Lineage: Eukaryota; Dinophyceae; Syndiniales; Amoebophryaceae.